Messenger RNA from Procambarus clarkii (red swamp crayfish), 3095 nucleotides. RefSeq lists its product as uncharacterized. Gene Ontology annotation, cellular component: membrane. Gene Ontology annotation, molecular function: G protein-coupled receptor activity. The record is from RefSeq and is a predicted model, not a curated record. NCBI's taxonomy places the organism in Eukaryota, Metazoa, Arthropoda, Malacostraca, Decapoda, Cambaridae. Gene Ontology annotation, biological process: cell surface receptor signaling pathway; G protein-coupled receptor signaling pathway.
AGGAUGAGAGGCCCUGGCGAGAGCAGCGUCACCACCAGACCAUGACGGGAACCUGCUGGCUGGCGGUGAUAGCCCUUACCUUGGGGGAGCCCUCGCCUGCCCACGGUCUCUUUACUACGCCCAUGAGGAUACACACGCCCUCCACUAUGCCUGCGAGUAUAUACACGCCCUCCAAUACUCCUUCGAGAUUACAUACGCCCUCCACUACCCUCACGAUAUUACGUACGUCCUUCACAACGCCCACUAGAUUACAUACAUCCUCCACAACGCCCACGAGACUACAUACGCCCUCCACUACCUCUCUUGAAACAAGCCACCCACCUUCCUCUAAUCGCUCGAAGACUAUUACUAAAGUACCUGUGUAUGAAGACAUCACCUCAUCAGCGGCUAUAGAUACCUCAGGAAAAUCGCUUCACACGAUAAAAACCACCAAUUGGGAAACGUCGAGUUAUAAAACACUAUUAUUAAAUGGCAGAGAAGACGGUCUAAGUUCUGAUCAUACAUUGUACUCUUUAGGGCACGCUCUCGAGAAUAUUAAAGCCAGGAUUAUAAGUGUGUCCAGUUCGGCACGAGAUGUUAGGCCAAGUGUGUCUCGAGCGGAUAUCACGCCAGUUGUCGAAGACAGGGCUGGACUCAAGUUUGUUGAUAAAGAUAAAAAUCAUACAAAUAUCUUCAACUUUGACAACAAAAUUCUCAAUAGAACUGCAGCCAACCGUAUUUUAUCUGUCGAUGUUAUUAAAUACAGCGGAAACCAAACGUUCUAUCUCCCGGCUGAUGAACAUGUUACCGAGUCCGAACUGAAGAAUCAUUCUUGUAGGGGUAGUGAAGAGGUCGGCUCGUCUGUUACUCCCAAGAGUACAACAGGACCUCCUCACAACACGACGCUCGAGGUGUUGGCUCCAAGGAUUCCUCUGUGUCACCUGCACACCCUCGACAAAAACAUAUUUGUUCCUCAGAUCCUCGAGGUGUCACCGCCCCCCUUCACUUUUGAUGGAUGUGUCGAACCGGAGGUAAUUCCAUUUGCUGGUGUUUUUAUGGUCAAUAAUACGUGUCCACCCGAAUGUCUCGUUAAGGUCGCCUUCAACCCAACCAGGAAAAUUGUGUACGAAGAUGAAACGUUGUAUUUUUCGCUGGAUGGAGCGCAGAUACAAAAUUUCUGUGUUGAAGGUGUUAUGGAAGAGAAAUGUAAUUUUCGGGCUGUGUUUUGCAGCACAUGUCCCCCAGUGAUCGUGACUGACCGCUGCACGCAGCACUCCUGCAUGAAAAAGUGCUGUCCCGGGGGCCAUGUUCUUGAAAACAAUUCUUGCGUGUAUCAGGAAAUGGCAUUACCUUUGCCAGUGGUUUUCUACAAGUUUUGGAAGUUACGUAAUCAAGCAUCAGGGGGAGAAGACACAGAGAGGCAGGUGCAGAUUGGGUUUCCACACUGUGGCGACACUGAGGCCAUCCCUACACAGUCCACAUAUACCAGAUAUCUGAACACUUCUAUGUUGCUUGUCAACGGCUCACUGGCAACAGAGAGCCGGAUCCUAGACUACUGCAUUGAUGAAUACUUGGAGGUGGGAGGCGAGAGCCUGACUACUGGGAUGAUUGUACUCUUGUGUCCGACACAGCCACCGACACAGCAGACUACAUGGACGGUGGUGCGCAGUGUUCUGAUCCCGGCGGGAUUGAUGGUGUCGUGUGUGUUCCUGGCGGCGACGCUGCUGUGUCACUUGUGCGUGGCGGCCCUCAGGGACUUGCACGGCCUCUGCCUCGCAGCCUACGUGGCCGCCCUGCUGGUGGCCGACGCCACACUGUUUGUGACGCAAGCGUUCUCCCAGUUCCUGUCUCCUUCAGCCUGCGUCUCCGUGGCUGUUAUCCUGCACGUUGCAUUCCUCUCCACCUUCUUCUGGCUUAACGUCAUCUGCUACGACGUGUGGAGGUAUGUAGGGCUGACGGUCCAGGCGGUGCCCUUGUAUCACUCACAAGAUGACUUCCGUCGCUUCUUCGCUUACGCCGUGUACGCGUGGGGGGCGCCGCUGGUCAUAGGCGGAGUGGCCGUCGUCAUCCACUCUCUCCCGCACCAUAUCGAUGGUCUCCUGAAGCCUGACUUCGUCCACAACAGGUGCUGGUUCAGAGACGGGAAGGAGAUGUUAGCUUACUUCUACGGUCCAAUGGGUGUCCUGUGCGUAGUGAACACGCUCCUCAUCGCCCACACGGGCCUCCGCCUCUACUGCGCUGACAAGAAAUGUGACUGCCUCUUCGGCAGGUGCAGGAGCACUGACCACACCCUCUACCGCACGCACCUGGCGGAGUUCUGGCAGCGUUUCGCCCUGUUCGGUGUUAUGGUGGUGUGCUGGGUGAUGGAGGUGGUCUCCUGGCUGGUGGGACCCGCUGACUCCGAGCUCUGGGCCCUUACUGAUACUCUGAAUACGUUCCAAGGAGUGUUUAUCUUCAUGACAUUCUUGAGGAGCACCAAGAAGCGUCGUUUGUUACAGGAAACAUUGCUACAGUGGUCCAGCAGUGUGGUAAGCAGCACCUGCCUCACCCACCCACCACUGCCUCAACCACUCACGCCCACUAAAUUGCUACACCGACUAAGGAAUUGCACAGUCUUGUCGCCCUUUGUUAAGUGCUGCUCUGAGAGAUCACACCUCACAAGGCAGCAAGUCCUAGAUAACAUUAUCUUCAAGAACAAGAUGGAGACAACUCAGUCUCUCGACAAGAAGGCCUUUGAAGACGUUAAUGUAGAAGGCGACGUGAAACAGUGUGAUUGCGAUGUCAACAAGAGUUUCAGUCCUGUCUGGACAUUACCACACUGGAAGUCUCGCUGGUCCAACACGUACUUCCCCAACACCGGUGAAAAGAGUAGCAACGAGAUACAAAGUCAAGAGCUGGUGUGUGAGAACUUAACAGAUUCCAUCAGCCUAUUCUCGAGCAACUUCGAGGAGCUGAGUGUGCCUUAUGCAUCCCUGGAGCGACGUCCCACUUUUGCCAACUGGAGGAUCCUACUACACAAGACGGGCUCCUUGAGUCUGCCUGCUGGUGACGAUGUUCCUCCGGUCGACGGUGGAAGCGAGGUGGUGUGCCACGGUCUUACACAGAAAGAACAUUAA